Molecule: messenger RNA, 2480 nt
Organism: Pseudonaja textilis
Lineage: Eukaryota; Metazoa; Chordata; Lepidosauria; Squamata; Elapidae
Gene: NTAN1
Product: N-terminal asparagine amidase
Biological process (GO): ubiquitin-dependent protein catabolic process
Cellular component (GO): nucleus
Molecular function (GO): protein-N-terminal asparagine amidohydrolase activity
Source: RefSeq, a predicted model, not a curated record
CGGCACCGAAGCAGGAAGUCGCCCUGCAGCAGCUCCGGCGUGGAGGCUGCCCGACAUGCCUCUGCUGGUGGAGGGGCGGCGGCUCGACCCGGCUCGGCCUCUCCGGGAACUGCUGCGCGCCUUCCCGGAGCUGGAGGAGCAAGCCAAACAGUUCCGCAGCCAACCUGCUCAAGCGGUGGGACCAAAAGGACUCCUUUAUGUCCAGCAAAGAGAAUUUGCAGCCACCACGUCCAAAGAUGGUUCUGUUUCCAUUCUUGGUUCAGAUGAUGCCACGACGUGCCAUUUUGUGGUUCUGAGACAUACAGGGAGUGGAGCAAUUUGUCUAACUCACUGUGAUGGCUCAGAUACCGAAACAGAAGUCCUGCUGAUCGUAAAUUCAGUAAAAGUGCUUUCUCUAAGCACUGAAUGUGGAAGGCUGGAGUUGCACCUGGUCGGAGGGUUUUGUGACGAUAGGCGCUUGUCUCAGUGUCUUACCAGUCAACUGUUAAGAGCAUUUGAUCGCUUGUUAGAUAAUGUUUAUUUGAUGACAUUCUGUGUCACAGAACUAAAUGAUCGCCAAGAAAAUGGCAGGCAUUUGCCGUAUAUUUAUGGAAUUGCUGCGAAUGUUAAAACGGGUGAGAUUUUCCACGCCACGUUUCCAGACCGAGGACCAGAUGAAGACAUGCGGUCUGCCAGGGUCUUAGCAGGAGGAAAGAUGAUCAGCAUUUAUGACUCCAAGAAAGAACAGCUUUGCAUUGGGCCUUACUACUGGAUGCCUUUCCCACACGUGGAUUUCUGGUUGGAGCAGAGCAACCAGAGCAUCUUACAGAAUCUCUCCACAUCGCCUCUGGCCGAGCCACCCCAUUUUGUGUCACACAUCAGAGCUACCCUGCUUUACCUGAGAGAGCAUCCAUUCCCCAAUAAGACGGUCUUCCCUACUCAAAAACCUCGCCUCUACAAAAAAAAUGCGGAGGGCUUGUGGGAGAGAGUCGCUGGCCAGAUCUAACCCCAAGUGGAGAAGCCAGGAGCCCUCUGGAAGUGAAAGUCAAGAAAGGUAUCAAGAGACCGGCUAGAGACAUCAGGGGAAACCAGUGGGCUGCAUUUAGGGGAUGGUCUGACGUCCCUCAAACGCCCCGUGUUUCCCAAAACAGGCAGCCAAUUCAGUGCAAAAUUAGGCAUAACCUUUUCACAUUUCAUGGAGUUGGGUCCAAAGUUCUCAAGAACAUAAACAAGGGGUCUCAAGUGUUGUUUGCAAAGGAGGAGGUGGAAACCUAAUCCCAUCCCUGCUCCGUCAAGUUUUCUGGCUUCAGUCGUUUCUUCAAGAUCCAGCGUCUUACGCAAAGUCGCCAUUCUGCUUGCUUCAUCGGAGCUAUUGUUCUUGAUAUAAAAAAAAAAACAGACCAUCUGGAGAUGCCCAGGACCUUCCUGGGCACAGUCUCAUGUUGGAAUGAAGCCUUCCGGUCCUUGUUUUGGAGCAUGGCGUAGAAAUUUCAAGGUCAGAGCUGUUCCCAGUGAGGUUGGAAUGACCUGAUCCAACAUGAGGACCCUUCUGGUAGGGUUAGAACAACGGGUGGGUCUCCAAACUUGGCAACUUUAUAAGACUUGUGGACUUCAACUCCCAGCUAUGCUGGCUGGGGAAUUCUGGGAGUUGAAGCCCACAAGUCUUAAAGUUGCCAAGUUUGGAGAACUCUGGGGUAGAACAUCACCUUGACACCAGAUCUUUCGGUGAGGUCCUUCCGACCUAGAUGAUGUUGCUCUUCUCUGGAACUAUCUUCUGGGAGCUUUCAAGUGAAGCUAGGCCUUGCUUGGGCCCCAUGAGAAGAAACUUCUCCAAGCUAAUAAUAGAGGUUUGUGUUGAGUCUCCAAGCAACAGCUAAAGAAUGUUGUCCAUGGCAUUCUGGACUGAGGACCAAAUCUAUCCAAGCAAAUACGUUGGAUGGGGACUCGCCUACAUACCUAUCCUCUGAUGGGGACUUUGGACUCUUGUGCAGCUCAACAGGGGGCGAUUCUCCUCCAUUCCUUUUUAAAGAUGUGGUUUUCUACAACGAAUCUCCGUAACUAGUCACAAUUCCUGCAAGAAAUCCAGAUGCAAUUUUCACAGCAGACGUUUGUAUGGGCAAGAUUUGGUAUUUUGUUUCGGCUUUUUGUGUGUGUGUGUGUGUGUGUGUUUGUGCUGUUACUUUUCUCCACUUCAGCUUCCUGUUCCGUCCCAAAGAAAUUGGUAGAAUCUGGUCUGAAUCUCACCAUCGCUGUGUCUUUCAGCAACCGGAGGAGGUGGGAUUUUCGUUGAACCAGAUCCAUCAAACCACUGAAUGUAGCCAAAAUAAUAUGACGAUUAAAAGCAGUCACGGCUUAACACCGAAUCUGUCCAAAUUUCUAGACCUUGAUUUCAUUUGCAGGCCUGUCUUUAAACUUGUUCAAUUUUAAGAUACUUAAAGCCAAACAUAGUUUAUAUGAUACGUGAAUCUAACCAUUGCCAGAAAUAGUAACCUUCUGGAUUA